AUGUCCUCCCCGCCCUGGGAUUAUAUCGCGAAGCUCGUCUGCAUCGGCGACUCAGGAUGCGGUAAAUCAAGUCUCACCAUCCGCCUCUGCGAGGGCCGCUUCUCUCCUCACCACGACGUAACCAUCGGCGUCGAGUUCGGCUCCCGCAUUGUCCCCGUCGGCCCGCCGCAUUCCCAACCACCACCUCCCGCGGCUGCGCCUCUCCCUUCCUCCGCCAACCCGCCCGAAAAAGCCGCCGCAAAACCGAACGGGCUCCCCGACCCGCCACGGGUGCCAGAACCAACGGGCCCGCCGCCGCGGCAAAAACACAUGAAGCUCUCCCUCUGGGACACCGCCGGCCAGGAGACAUACAAGUCCGUGACGCGCUCCUACUUCCGCGGCGCCUCGGGCGCCCUCCUCGUCUUCGACCUCACCCGCAAGCAGACAUUCCAGCAUGUAACCGACUGGCUCAACGACCUCCGCCAGAUCGCCGAACCCGACAUUGUCGUCGUCCUCGUGGGCAACAAGGCCGACCUCGCCCAACUGAAAUCCUCCACCACCGACGCCGAUGGCGCAACCGUAAACCGCCGCGAAGUCACCCGCGCCGAGGCCGAGGCCUGGGCCCGCCAGAACGGCAUCCUCGAGUACGUCGAGACGAGCGCCAAAAGCGGCGAGAACGUCGAGAGCGCAUUCACGCGCGUGGCCGAGCGUAUAUAUCAGAACAUCCAGGCGGGGAAAUACGACCUCAACGAUCGUCGGUCUGGUGUCAAGGGACCGGGGGCCGGCGGUAGCCGCCAGGUCCGCCUCGGGUCUAAUAAGGCGAAAGCUUCCGGAGGCGGGUGCUGUUAG
Messenger RNA from Sodiomyces alkalinus F11, 828 nucleotides. RefSeq lists its product as hypothetical. NCBI's taxonomy places the organism in Eukaryota, Fungi, Ascomycota, Sordariomycetes, Glomerellales, Plectosphaerellaceae. The record is from RefSeq and is a predicted model, not a curated record. The coding region runs from base 1 to 828 and encodes 275 amino acids. Gene Ontology annotation, biological process: regulation of endocytosis. The transcript is spliced from 2 exons. Gene Ontology annotation, cellular component: endosome. Gene Ontology annotation, molecular function: GTPase activity; GTP binding.